AAGUGGUAACAGCCCAACUCGAGAUAGAUGGGUGGCACUCUUCUAAAGUUUACGGUAGAGACCUCCGCUCUGGAACUCAAAGGAGGGUUACUUUAGGGGCCGAGCUAGUGGUGGGACGCGGACGCGUAAAUGCUGCCACUACCAACGGGACGUUUUUGGCGCGCUGUGCUCUUGCGGACCUGCAGCGCAAGGCUCCUGGGGCACCACUGGGCUUCCGGCGGUCCGGGUUGCAGGUGGAACCCUCCUGUCGGAGCGGAAGAACUGCGGGGAGAGCUGGACAGAUUCGGGGGCGUCUCAGUGCGCCUUCCGCGGCUCGGCGCACUGGACCGCCUGGACGCCGCCUCAUUCCAGAGGGACUUGCAGGCUGCAGUACAACAGUGGAGAUCAGAAGGUAGGAUAGCGGUAUGGCUGCAUAUUCCCAUCCUCCAAAGCCGAUUUAUUGCCCCUGCUGCUUCCCUGGGUUUCCGCUUUCACCAUGCAGAAUCGGAUUCAUCCACGCUGACACUGUGGCUGGGAGAGGGACCCAGCAGAUUACCAGGAUAUGCUACACAUCAAGUAGGAGUUGCAGGAGCUGUAUUUGAUGAAAAUACUAGGAAAAUAUUGGUUGUACAAGAUCGAAAUAAAUUGAAGAAUAUGUGGAAGUUUCCAGGGGGCCUGUCAGAGCCUGGAGAAGAUAUUGGAGACACAGCAGUUCGAGAAGUUUUUGAAGAGACUGGUAUAAAAUCAGAAUUCAGGUCCCUCCUGAGCAUCCGGCAACAGCACACCGAUCCCAGAGCUUUUGGGAAAUCAGAUAUGUAUAUCAUCUGUCGCUUAAAGCCACAUUCAUUUACCAUAAAUUUUUGCCAGCAUGAAUGCUUAAGGUGUGAAUGGAUGGAUCUCAAUGACCUGGUCAAGACUGAAAAUACAACUCCCAUCACCAGCAGAGUUGCUAGGCUGCUGCUCUAUGGGUACAGAGAAGGAUUUGACAAGAUUGAUUUCACCGUGGAAGAACUUCCGGCAGUUUACACAGGCUUGUUCUAUAAACUCUAUCACAAGGAACUGCCAGACAAUUACAGAACCAUGACAGGAAUGGAUUAAAUCCUUUUCAUGUUUUAAAAAAUUGUAAGUAAAUUGUACAUGGAGAAUAAUGUGUGCCAUAUUAUAAAAAGUAGUGGACAUUUGGGGUUAACUAAAUAUCUGACUUUAAUUUUCUAGUGUGUAUAAUUUUCAUGAAGAAAACUUGUUUGAUGAAAACUUGCAAAUUUGUAAGCCUCUUUCAAAUGAAGCAAAUGUAUGAAAAAGAUUGUAGCUCUCUGUAAGCUUCACUGGAUAAAGGCAAAUGCAAUACAAAAGGUGGAAGUCUAUAUAUUUUCCAGGAAUUUUUGUUGCUUUUCCUUAGUACGGCAAUGGUUAAAUAUUUACUAUUAGAAAAAAGGUUAUCUGACCAUCCAUGCCAACUGAGCAGAUAGCUGUACACAUUUUUUUCUUUUCUUUCAUUAACAAAUUUCAAAAAUAUACGUCGUCUUUCAUGU
Zalophus californianus (California sea lion) is the source of this 1511-nucleotide messenger RNA. RefSeq names its product nudix hydrolase 6 (gene NUDT6). The transcript is spliced from 5 exons. The record is from RefSeq and is a predicted model, not a curated record. The coding region runs from base 130 to 1077 and encodes 315 amino acids. NCBI's taxonomy places the organism in Eukaryota, Metazoa, Chordata, Mammalia, Carnivora, Otariidae. Gene Ontology annotation, molecular function: ADP-ribose diphosphatase activity; NAD binding; NADH pyrophosphatase activity.